Closterium sp. Yama58-4 is the source of this 2136-nucleotide messenger RNA. NCBI's taxonomy places the organism in Eukaryota, Viridiplantae, Streptophyta, Zygnematophyceae, Desmidiales, Closteriaceae. The record is from the annotation of a GenBank genome assembly.
AUGAUAUUUUACGCGCCUAAAAAAACGUCCAUCUCUCCCCCACCCAUCCCCCCCUUUCUUUCCCCCAUCAGGUCCCUCCAGUACUGCUCCCUCUCCGGCUCCCUCCCUCCCUCCCUCACCCUCCUCCCGCUCCUCUCCUCCCUCCACCUCUCCCACAACCUCCUUUCCGGCCCUCUUCCGCCCCUCCUCUCCUCCCUCUCCGCCCUCACCACCCUCCACCUCGCACACAACCUCUUCUCGGGUGUAAUCCCAGACCCAAUCUGUGACAUGCCGAGGGUUGCUGACCUGGAUCUCUCGGCCAAUCAGCUGCAAGGAACCAUUCCUCCCUGUCUCGUCGAAAUGCCGACGCUUCAGAUUCUGUCAGUUGCAUUCAACAACCUGUCAGGGCCUGUUCCUGAAUUACCCGACGGCAGCGAGCUACAGUUCAUCUACGACCACAACUGUCUGGACAACGCACCUGACCAGGCAUGCGCUGCAGGCCUCCAUGCCUCCCCUUAUGUGCCUCCUACCUCUGCUCCCAGCAGCAACAGUAGCAACAGCAGCAGCAGCGACUCCAGCAGCAGCACAUCGUCCAUACCACCACUGGCGUACGUCCUGCUAGCACUGCUCAUCGUCACAGUCAUCUGUGUUGUGCUCUUCGGUCUCUUCGGCACCGUCCAUCACAUUAAAGUCAAAGCCAGCAAGAAGAAACAGAUGACCCAUUUGCCCGAGUUCUCAGUGUCACGCCUCCGUGCCGCAACCAGGGGCUUUUCCACGGAGCACGGUAGAGGGAGCUUCGGGACUGCUUAUAUCGCGUACGACCUCUUUCCAGAGGCCACCGGAGGAGCGGAGGGAGGGAGGGGGCAUGGCGGUGCAUCACAUGGGCAUGGGCAUGGGCAUGGGCAUGGGUACAUGCAAGCUAACUCUCAUGCCAUGCCGCCUGCUAUCCCCAAUCCGGAGAGGCAUGGGCUCCUGAAACGAGCUCGCGACCCGGACAGCUUCUCGGAAUCUGCCUUCUGUCAGAAGGUGGCACUGCUGGCAGCAGCGAGCAACAGCCAUCCGUGCAUGGUGCACGUGAGGGGGUUCUGUGCGAAUGGCGGGGAGAGGAUGGUGGUUCUCGAGCUGGUCACAGGGGGCACGCUACGCCAACGCAUGAUUCGAGGUGACCUGGACGCGCUGACGUGGCAGGAGAGGGUGCAAGUAGCAGUGGACGUGGCGGCUGCGUUGUAUCACCUUCACUAUAAUCACACGCCGCCCUUUGUGCACCGCGCUGUGACGUCAUCCAAUGUGCUUCUAACAGAAGACAUGACUGCGAAGCUGUCGGACCUAGGUUUGGCCCGAGGCAGCUCCGAUGCUUCGGGGUUUCGUCCGUUGCAGUCUUCCCUUGGUGUGGCGACGACUGCAGACGUGCUGGCUUAUGGGGUGCUGCUUCUGGAGCUUAUAACGGGGCAGAUUGCAGACGGGACAACACAGAUUGUUGCUACAUCGGCACCAUUCCUGGACGAUCCACAGAUGAUGCCUCUGAUGGCAGACGCUCAGCUGGGAGGGCACUUUGACCGGCCACAGCUGGAGGUUCUGGCAUCACUGGCACGCGCAUGUGUACUGGACGACGCUGCCGCCCGGCCCACGAUGCAUGAGAUACGGCAGGCCUAUGAGCAGCACCUUCAGGUGGAUCCUCAGGUGUUUGAGCCCCUGGACGUGGAACCUCAGGCAUUCCAAUAUUCUACUAGCAAUUGGGCAUCCAGAAUAGUCGCCUCCAUGAGUGCUGCUGCUGCCUCUCCUGCUGGGGGUGCUUAUAACGAAGGGCAGGCUAAGCAGGGGGAUGCAGACAGCAGCGUUCUUCUAGAGAGCGGCUUUUCUGCCCCGGCUCCUAAGGGGGGAGGCAAGGCCAAGGGAAAGCAACGACAAGGGGUAAGAGGGAAAGGAGGUGGGAGAGGAAUGGGCGGGGAGGUAGGGGGAGUAGGGUCUUCUGUAGCAGGAGUAGCAGGAGUGGGAGGAGCAGCGGCGGGGGCAUGGGCGGCGGUGGGGGAUGUGGUAGAGAGUGUGUCAAGAGGAGUGUGUGUGGGGGUGCCUGGGAGUGUGAGUGAGGUGAGGGAUGCUGAGGCUGCUUCCCUGCUUAUAUCGAGACCAACAAUGGAAAAUGGUGGCGGAUAUUGA